CGUUAUUUUUCUGAGGGUUCAAAGUCGAUCAGUGUCGUUCGGAGUGUGCUACAAUGGAGAUCACCCAAGUGCUUUCGUGGAUCGUAGUGGGGUUACUAUUGAUAACCUACAUUGCUCACAAAUGGAAAUAUAGAAAUUUAAGGAUGAUUCCCGGUACGAAUCCUGACUAUCCUGUGUUGGGAAAUAUACCCUUGUUUUUGAAGGGUGGAAACGCUUACAUGAAGGUAUUUGACAAGGAGCAUCGAAUGUCGAAAAUAUGGCUUGGGCCAGUUCCUCUUAUCAAUGUACAGCAUCCAGAGCUGGUGCAAAAAGUUCUCAACGAAUGUAUCGAUAAACCGUUUGCAUACGAUUUUAUGGAACUAGGCCAGGGGCUUGUCUCGGAAAGAUACGGCCAGAGGUGGCGGGAGCAUCGCAAAACGUUGAGUCCACUUUUCAAUACGAAAAUUUUACACAGCUUCAUUCCCAUUUUUGAGCGAGCAACGAGCGACGUGAUGAAGCGUCUGGAAGUGGUCUGCGAUGGAAGAGAUUUCGACUUGCUUGAGUACACCAGUAGCUGCAGCGCCAAGAUGGUUCACGGGACAAUGGUGGACACUUUGAGCGUGUCAGAGGAGAUAAUUCAUUCGUUGAUCACUAAUUUGGACAUAAUUUUAGAUGCAGUAGGCAAACGAAUCCUGAACGGAGUAUACGCUCUGAAAACCCUCUACAAAAUGAGUUCAGUCUACCGAGACGAAUGGCGCUCCCGAAAGAUAUGCUACGAAACGGUGAAUGAUGGCAUCAUGAAAAUGCGCAUGAAUAUCCUCAACGAGCAGAGCAGUGCUCCCUCUGAAGCCGACUUGAAGAACCCAUCAAAGUCGAAAGCAUUUCUCGAGCGAUUGCUAACCAUUCAGCACAAAGGACGAAGCUUCACCGACGAUGAAAUUAUCAAUCAUGCUUACACCAUGCUGGUCGCUGGUUACGAAACGACAGCGUUGCAGUUGACGAAUGUGUGCAUGAUGUUGGCAAUGCAUCCUGACAUACAGGAAAGAGUAGCUAGCGAAAUCAAAACGAUUUUCCCAUCGCUGGACAUGGAAAUUUUGCCGGAAGCACUUAAGGAUCUUCCAUACCUGGAUAUGACAAUCAAUGAAACGAUGCGGCUCUACCCAGUGGUGCCCUUAAUUGCGCGCCAAAGCAACAGCUCGCUGGAAUUGGACAAGGUUAACAUUCCCACGGGGACCAAUUUCAUCGUCCAUAUCGGGGCUUUGCACCGGCGGAAGGAUGUUUGGGGAGAGGAGGUGCUUGAUUUCAACCCUGACAAUUUUCUGCCUGAGAAAGUUGAACGCCGACAUCCGUACGCCUUCAUCCCCCUCAGCGCUGGACCCCGAGUCUGCAUCGGAAACCGGUAUGCCAUGCUAUCACUGAAGGUAUUUCUAAUCCGGUUAUUGCAGCGCUAUCGAUUGAGCACUAAAUUGACUCGAAAGGAUUUGAAGUUCAAAUUUCAAGUGACAUUGAAGCUGAAGAUUCCGUACACGGUGCAAAUGGAAAGACGAAACCUCUACGGGGAAGAUUCGACGGUAAAUUGCACUAAAUAAUGGACAAACUUGAUACAACAAAAGCCACGAAUAAAUGCAAAAUCGAAUUUAAUAAUAUGCUUAAAAUGGAAAUAUAAUAAUAAAGCAUCUUUACAAAUAA
Messenger RNA from Aedes aegypti (yellow fever mosquito), 1668 nucleotides. Its product is annotated as cytochrome P450 4c21. The transcript is spliced from 5 exons. Lineage: Eukaryota; Metazoa; Arthropoda; Insecta; Diptera; Culicidae. The coding region runs from base 54 to 1568 and encodes 504 amino acids. The record is from RefSeq and is a predicted model, not a curated record. Gene Ontology annotation, molecular function: heme binding; monooxygenase activity; iron ion binding.